Scheffersomyces amazonensis is the source of this 893-nucleotide messenger RNA. Its product is annotated as coatomer subunit zeta. Gene Ontology annotation, biological process: intracellular protein transport; retrograde vesicle-mediated transport, Golgi to endoplasmic reticulum; intra-Golgi vesicle-mediated transport. The coding region runs from base 170 to 805 and encodes 211 amino acids. Gene Ontology annotation, cellular component: COPI vesicle coat. Lineage: Eukaryota; Fungi; Ascomycota; Pichiomycetes; Serinales; Debaryomycetaceae. The record is from RefSeq and is a predicted model, not a curated record. The transcript has a single exon.
AUACGACAUAUUUUUUAUUUCAAUGAUUAAUGUCGCACUAAAUUGGUUGUAUGUCGAAACUGAAAACUACGAAACUUGAGAGCACUGUAUAUGAAACCACCGUGUUUUUAACUACUAGGUAUAUAUAUUUCUAUAAUCCUAAUUCUAUAUACAUUUCUCAGUAUCAAUCAUGUCAUUGAAUCUAUCAUUGUAUACUGUCUCGGCCGUAUUGAUACUAGAUAAUGAAGGAUCAAGAUUAUAUGCCAAGUACUAUAAUUCACCAUCAAUUGAAUCAUCAAAUUCUACCAGUCAUACUACUACUACUAAUAAUACUAAUACUAAUAAUAAUAAUAAUAUUAAUUCAGAUCCAUAUUUUCUGACAUUACAACAACAAUUAAAAUUUGAAAAGUCUCUCUUUUCUAAAGUUAAUAAAGUUAAUCAAGAUAUUGUAUUAUAUGAUAAUCAUUUAAUUACUUAUAAACAAACUAAUGAUAUUAUUUUAUUAAUUGUAGCUAAAAUUAAUGAAAAUGAAUCAUUAAUUUAUUCUAUUAUGGCUAAUCUUUUUGAAAGUUUGAAUAUAUUAUUAGAUAAUACUAUUGAUAAAGCAACUAUUUUAGAAAAAUAUGAUAUUGUUACUUUAACUAUUGAUGAAACUAUUGAUGAUGGAAUUAUUAUUGAAAGUGAUCCUGCUAUAAUUGUUAGUAGAGUAACAAAUGCUCCUGCUGCUCAAUUAGAUGGAGUUCAUGUUAAUAUUGAUAAAGGAUUAUUCGAUGCUUUCUCCUUUGCUUCAAAGAAAAUUAGUGAAAGAUUACAACAAGGUUUAUAAUAUUUCAUUAAUCAUAAAUACGCACAAUCCUUUUUAUAUUAGUCUACUUGUUUAUAUAUACUAAAUAUAUGCAUAUUAUUAGCUAUAA